AUGACACUUUUUUCUUCAAUCUCAUCAAUUUCAAAUCCAAUGACAAGUUCAAAAUCCAGUAUUUCAUCAUUUGGUAGUGGAACAAGUAUAGGUUCAAAUUCAAUUGCAUGUGGUGGUUGUGGAGGUGGAAGUGGUGGUAUUCUUGGUUCAGGUUUAGGUAUAGGUUUAGGUUUGGGUUUAGAUUUAACUGGAGGCUCUAGAACAAGAGGGUCAUGUCGUGGUAAUGGCGGAUCAAGCAAUCCUGUUAAUGGUCAUGGAGGCAUGGGAGGCGGAAAUGGUUCAUGUUGUGGAAUUUAA
Dictyostelium discoideum AX4 is the source of this 297-nucleotide messenger RNA. RefSeq names its product coiled-coil family protein. The transcript is spliced from 2 exons. The record is from RefSeq and is a predicted model, not a curated record. NCBI's taxonomy places the organism in Eukaryota, Evosea, Eumycetozoa, Dictyosteliales, Dictyosteliaceae. The coding region runs from base 1 to 297 and encodes 98 amino acids.